AUGGACACACUCGAGGAGCGGUUUCGCCACAGCGCCGCCCGCCAGGACCGGCCGCUGGAGUACCUUAUCCGCAAGGCAGUGAGACGCCAGAACUUCGACGAUUUGACGGCAGCGAUGGCGCUGCGGACCAUCUACGUCGGUAAGCUUUCCCACUUCACUACGGAAGAACAGAUCUACGAGUUGUUCUCCAAAUGUGGCGCCAUCGACAAAAUCAUCAUGGGGUUGGACCGCAAUAAACUCACACCGUGUGGGUUUUGUUUUGUCGUCUACCGUGAGCAGCAGGGGAGUUUGGACGCGAUGAAGUACUUGAACCACACCUGUCUUGAUGGCCAAUACGUGUCGAUUGACUUGGACCCGGGUUUCAAAGAAGGACGACAGUACGGUAGAGGGAUCUUUGGUGGCCAGGCCGGCCAGGAAGCGCUGAUGGACCGCAGAGGCUUCAGAGGAAGAGGUCCUCCUCGGGGCGGCUUCCGCGGCGGCCGGGGGUUUAGAGGCCGGGGCCGGGGGUUCCGCGGUCGAGGCAACUUCUAA
Molecule: messenger RNA, 531 nt
Organism: Diutina rugosa
Lineage: Eukaryota; Fungi; Ascomycota; Pichiomycetes; Serinales; Debaryomycetaceae
Exons: 1
Coding region: 1-531 (176 amino acids)
Biological process (GO): mRNA cis splicing, via spliceosome
Cellular component (GO): nuclear cap binding complex
Molecular function (GO): RNA cap binding
Source: RefSeq, a predicted model, not a curated record